UCUGUGAAGAGAGAACUAGAGCGGCAGCAAGAUGACCGACGCUCAGAUGGCCGACUUCGGGGAGGCGGCCCAGUACCUCCGCAAGUCCGAAAAGGAGCGUCUGGAGGCCCAAACGCGGCCCUUCGACAUCCGCACCGAGUGCUUCGUGCCCGAUGACAAGGAGGAGUUCGUCAAGGCCAAGAUAGUGUCCCGAGAGGGGGGCAAGGUCACAGCCGAGACGGAGAAUGGCAAGACGGUGACGGUGAAGGAGGACCAGGUGAUGCAGCAGAACCCGCCCAAGUUCGACAAGAUCGAGGACAUGGCGAUGCUGACCUUCCUGCACGAGCCCGCGGUGCUGUUCAACCUCAAGGAGCGCUACGCGGCCUGGAUGAUCUACACCUAUUCGGGCCUCUUCUGCGUCACCGUCAACCCCUACAAGUGGCUGCCGGUGUACAACGCCGAGGUGGUGGCUGCCUACCGGGGCAAGAAGCGGAGCGAGGCCCCGCCACACAUCUUCUCCAUCUCUGACAACGCUUACCAGUACAUGCUGACAGAUCGCGAGAACCAGUCCAUCCUCAUCACCGGAGAAUCCGGUGCGGGGAAGACGGUGAACACCAAGCGUGUCAUCCAGUACUUUGCCAGCAUUGCAGCCAUAGGGGACCGGGGCAAGAAAGACAACCCCAACGCCAGCAAGGGCACCCUGGAAGACCAGAUCAUCCAGGCCAACCCUGCUCUGGAGGCCUUUGGCAACGCCAAGACGGUCCGGAACGACAACUCCUCCCGCUUCGGGAAAUUCAUCCGGAUCCACUUCGGAGCCACCGGGAAGCUGGCGUCUGCCGACAUCGAAACCUACCUGCUGGAGAAGUCCCGGGUGAUCUUUCAGCUAAAGUCUGAGAGGAACUACCACAUCUUCUACCAGAUCCUGUCCAACAAGAAGCCAGAGCUGUUGGACAUGCUGUUGGUCACCAACAACCCCUACGACUACGCCUUUGUGUCUCAGGGAGAGGUGUCCGUGGCGUCCAUCGAUGACUCUGAGGAGCUGCUGGCCACCGAUAGUGCCUUUGACGUGCUGGGCUUCACCGCAGAGGAGAAGGCCGGCGUCUACAAGCUGACCGGCGCCAUCAUGCACUACGGAAACAUGAAGUUCAAGCAGAAGCAGCGGGAGGAGCAGGCGGAGCCGGACGGCACGGAAGAUGCUGACAAGUCCGCCUACCUCAUGGGGCUGAACUCCGCCGACCUGCUCAAGGGGCUGUGCCACCCGCGGGUGAAGGUGGGCAACGAGUACGUCACCAAGGGGCAGAGCGUGCAGCAGGUGUACUACUCCAUCGGCGCGCUGGCCAAGUCGGUGUACGAGAAGAUGUUCAACUGGAUGGUGACGCGCAUCAACGCCACCCUGGAGACCAAGCAGCCGCGCCAGUACUUCAUAGGCGUCCUGGACAUCGCGGGCUUCGAGAUCUUUGACUUCAACAGCUUUGAGCAGCUGUGCAUCAACUUCACCAACGAGAAGCUGCAGCAGUUCUUCAACCACCACAUGUUCGUGCUGGAGCAGGAGGAGUACAAGAAGGAGGGCAUCGAGUGGGAGUUCAUCGACUUCGGCAUGGACCUGCAGGCCUGCAUCGACCUCAUUGAGAAGCCCAUGGGCAUCAUGUCCAUCCUGGAGGAGGAGUGCAUGUUCCCCAAAGCCUCCGACAUGACCUUCAAGGCCAAGCUGUACGACAACCACCUGGGCAAGUCCAACAACUUCCAGAAGCCCCGCAACGUGAAGGGGAAGCAGGAAGCCCAUUUCUCCCUGGUGCACUACGCCGGCACCGUGGACUACAACAUCAUGGGCUGGCUGGAGAAGAACAAGGACCCUCUCAACGAGACCGUGGUGGGCCUGUACCAGAAGUCCUCCCUCAAGCUCCUGGCCACGCUCUUCUCCUCCUAUGCUUCGGUGGACGCCGGGGACAGUGGUAAAGGAAAAGGAAGCAAGAAAAAGGGCUCAUCCUUCCAGACGGUGUCUGCUCUCCACCGGGAAAAUCUGAAUAAGCUCAUGGCCAACCUGAAGACUACUCACCCUCACUUCGUACGCUGCCUCAUCCCCAACGAGCGGAAAGCACCGGGGGUGAUGGACAACCCCCUGGUCAUGCACCAGCUGCGCUGCAACGGCGUGCUGGAGGGCAUCCGCAUCUGCAGGAAGGGCUUCCCCAACCGCAUCCUCUACGGGGACUUCCGGCAGAGGUAUCGCAUCCUGAACCCAGCCGCCAUCCCCGAGGGGCAGUUCAUCGACAGCAGGAAAGGCGCCGAGAAGCUGCUGGGCUCCCUGGACAUCGACCACAACCAGUACAAGUUUGGCCACACCAAGGUGUUCUUCAAGGCGGGGCUGCUGGGGCUGCUGGAGGAGAUGAGGGACGAGAGGCUGAGCCGAAUCAUCACUCGCAUCCAGGCCCAAGCCCGGGGCCAGCUCAUGCGCAAUGAGUUCAAGAAGAUCGUAGAGCGCAGGGAUGCCCUACUGGUAAUCCAGUGGAACAUCCGGGCCUUCAUGGGGGUCAAGAACUGGCCGUGGAUGAAGCUCUACUUCAAGAUCAAGCCCCUGCUGAAGAGCGCGGAGACGGAGAAGGAGAUGGCCAACAUGAAGGAGGAGUUUGGGCGCGUCAAAGAUGCGCUCGAGAAGUCUGAGGCUCGCCGCAAGGAGCUGGAGGAAAAGAUGGUGUCUCUGCUGCAGGAGAAGAACGACCUGCAGCUGCAAGUGCAGGCGGAGCAAGACAAUCUCAACGACGCGGAGGAGCGCUGCGACCAGCUCAUCAAGAACAAGAUCCAGCUGGAGGCCAAGGUCAAGGAGAUGACGGAGAGGAUGGAGGACGAGGAGGAGAUGAACGCGGAGCUCACCGCCAAGAAGCGCAAGCUGGAAGACGAGUGCUCCGAGCUCAAGAAGGACAUCGAUGACCUGGAGCUGACGCUGGCCAAGGUGGAGAAGGAGAAGCACGCAACCGAGAACAAGGUGAAGAACCUCACAGAGGAGAUGGCUGGGCUGGAUGAGAUCAUUGCCAAGCUGACCAAGGAGAAGAAAGCUCUGCAGGAGGCCCAUCAGCAGGCUCUGGAUGACCUGCAGGCGGAGGAGGACAAGGUCAACUCCCUGACCAAGUCUAAGGUCAAGCUGGAGCAGCAGGUGGAUGAUCUGGAGGGGUCCCUGGAGCAGGAGAAGAAGGUGCGCAUGGACCUGGAGCGGGCCAAGAGGAAGCGAGGGGACCUGAAGCUGACACAGGAGAGCAUCAUGGACCUGGAGAAUGACAAGCUGCAGCUGGAAGAAAAGCUCAAGAAAAAAGAGUUUGACAUAAACCAGCAGAACAGUAAGAUUGAAGAUGAGCAGGCCCUGGCUCUCCAGCUUCAGAAGAAACUGAAGGAAAACCAGGCCCGCAUCGAGGAGCUGGAGGAGGAGCUGGAGGCCGAGCGCACGGCCCGGGCCAAAGUGGAGAAGCUGCGCUCGGACCUGUCCCGGGAGCUGGAGGAGAUCAGCGAGCGGCUGGAGGAGGCCGGCGGGGCCACCUCCGUGCAGAUCGAGAUGAACAAGAAGCGCGAGGCCGAGUUCCAGAAGAUGAGGCGCGACCUGGAGGAGGCCACGCUGCAGCACGAGGCCACCGCCGCGGCCCUGCGCAAGAAGCACGCCGACAGCGUGGCGGAGCUGGGUGAGCAGAUCGACAACCUGCAGCGCGUGAAGCAGAAGCUGGAGAAGGAGAAGAGCGAGUUCAAGCUGGAGCUGGACGACGUCACCUCCAACAUGGAGCAGAUCAUCAAGGCCAAGGCAAACCUGGAGAAAGUGUCCCGGACGCUGGAAGACCAGGCCAGUGAGUACCGGACGAAGCUGGAAGAGGCGCAACGCUCCCUCAAUGACUUCACGACCCAGAGGGCCAAGCUGCAGACUGAGAAUGGAGAGUUGGCCCGGCAGCUCGAGGAGAAGGAGGCACUGAUUUCCCAGCUGACCCGAGGGAAGCUCUCCUAUACCCAGCAGAUGGAGGACCUCAAGAGGCAGCUGGAGGAGGAAGGCAAGGCCAAGAACGCGCUGGCCCACGCGCUGCAGUCGGCCCGGCACGACUGCGACCUGCUGCGGGAGCAGUACGAGGAGGAGACGGAGGCCAAGGCCGAGCUGCAGCGCGCGCUGUCCAAGGCCAACUCGGAGGUGGCCCAGUGGAGGACCAAGUACGAGACGGACGCCAUCCAGCGGACCGAGGAGCUGGAGGAGGCCAAGAAGAAGCUGGCGCAGAGGCUGCAGGACGCCGAGGAGGCGGUGGAGGCCGUCAACGCCAAGUGCUCCUCGCUGGAGAAGACCAAGCACCGGCUGCAGAACGAGAUCGAAGACCUGAUGGUGGACGUGGAGCGCUCCAACGCCGCCGCCGCGGCCCUGGACAAGAAGCAGAGGAACUUUGACAAGAUCCUGGCCGAGUGGAAGCAGAAAUACGAAGAGUCCCAGUCGGAGCUGGAGUCGUCCCAGAAGGAGGCCCGCUCGCUGAGCACGGAGCUCUUCAAGCUCAAGAACGCCUAUGAGGAGUCUCUGGAGCACCUGGAGACCUUCAAGAGGGAGAACAAGAACCUGCAGGAGGAGAUCUCGGACCUGACCGAGCAGCUGGGGGAAGGCGGGAAGAACGUGCACGAGCUGGAGAAGAUCCGCAAGCAGCUGGAGGUGGAGAAGCUGGAGCUGCAGUCGGCCCUGGAGGAGGCAGAGGCCUCCCUGGAGCACGAGGAAGGCAAGAUCCUCCGCGCGCAGCUCGAGUUCAACCAGAUCAAGGCGGAGAUGGAGCGCAAGCUGGCGGAGAAGGACGAGGAGAUGGAGCAGGCCAAGCGCAACCACCUGAGCGCCGUGGAGUCGCUGCAGACCUCGCUGGACGCGGAGACGCGCAGCCGCAACGAGGCCCUGCGGGUGAAGAAGAAGAUGGAGGGCGACCUCAACGAGAUGGAGAUCCAGCUCAGCCAGGCCAACCGCGUGGCCGCCGAGGCCCAGAAGCACCUGAAGAUCGCGCAGGCCGCCCUGAAGGACACCCAGCUGCAGCUGGACGACGCGGUCCGCGCCAACGACGACCUGAGGGAGAACGCCGCCAUCGUGGAGCGGCGCAGCGCGCUGCUGCAGGCGGAGCUGGAGGAGCUGCGGGCCGUGGUGGAGCAGACCGAGCGCUCGCGGAAGCUGGCGGAGCAGGAGCUGAUCGAGACCGGCGAGCGGGUGCAGCUGCUGCACGCCCAGAACACCAGCCCUCAUCACCAGAAGAAGAAGAUGGACGCGGACCUGAGCCAGCUGCAGAGCGAGGUGGAGGAGGCGGUGCAGGAGUGCAGGAACGCCGAGGAGAAGGCCAAGAAGGCCAUCACCGACGCGGCCAUGAUGGCGGAGGAGCUGAAGAAGGAGCAGGACACCAGCGCGCACCUGGAGCGCAUGAAGAAGAACAUGGAGCAGACCAUCAAGGACCUGCAGCACCGGCUGGACGAGGCGGAGCAGAUCGCCCUGAAGGGCGGCAAGAAGCAGCUGCAGAAGCUGGAGGCGCGCGUGCGCGAGCUGGAGAACGAGCUGGAGGCCGAGCAGAAGCGCAACGCGGAGUCCGUCAAGGGCAUGCGCAAGAGCGAGCGGCGCAUCAAGGAGCUCACCUACCAGACCGAGGAAGACAAGAAGAACCUGCUGCGGCUGCAGGACCUGGUGGACAAGCUGCAGCUGAAGGUCAAGGCCUACAAGCGCCAGGCGGAGGAGGCGGAGGAGCAGGCCAACACCAACCUGUCCAAGUUCCGGAAGGUGCAGCACGAGCUGGACGAGGCGGAGGAGCGGGCGGACAUCGCCGAGUCCCAGGUCAACAAGCUGCGCGCCAAGAGCCGCGACAUCGGCGCAAGAAAAUGCACGACGAGGAGUGACACCAGCCCAGACCCUCCAUGUUGCCAGCCACCAAUAAACAACAGGCCUGACUCACUGUGUGCUCUGUCCUUUCACCGCGGGGGGGCGGGGGGGCCGCCUCUGUGUCAGAGCUGUGGGGCCCAGACCUCCCGCCUGCAGACAGGAGGGCGUCCUGCUGAGGUAGCGCAGCGCGAGUCCUGGCUGCUGGAGGAAGGCUCCGAACCGGGGGAGCAAGGCCCAGUGCCCGCGGUCUGUGCCCAGUGCCCGCCGUCCGCGCCCACUGCCCGCCGUCCGCGCCCACUGCCCGCGGUCACACCACUGCCCGCCGUCCACACCACUGCCCGCGGUCCACACCACUGCCCGCGGUCCACACCACUGCCCGCCGUCCACACCACUGCCCGCGGUCCACACCACUGCCCGCGGUCCACACCACUGCCCGCCGUCCGCACCACUGCCCGCGGUCCACACCACUGCCCGCGGUCCACACCACUGCCCGCGGUCCACACCACUGCCCGCGGUCCACACCACUGCCCGCCGUCCGCACCACUGCCCGCGGUCCACACCACUGCCCGCGGUCCACACCACUUGCCCGCGGUCCACACCACUGCCCGCCGUCCGCGCCCAGUGCCCGCGGGCCACACCACUGCCCGCCGUCCGCACCACUGCCCGCGGUCCACACCACUGCCCGCGGUCCACACCACUGCCCGCGGUCCGCGCCCAGUGCCCGCGGUCCACACCACUGCCCGCGGUCCACACCACUGCCCGCGGUCCACACCACUGCCCGCCGUCCACACCACUGCCCGCGGCCCACACCACUGCCCGCCGUCCACACCACUGCCCGCCGUCCACACCACUGCCCGCCGUCCACACCACUGCCCGCCGUCCGCGCCCAGUGCCCGCGGCCACCACCACUGCCCGCCGUCCGCGCCCAGUGCCCGCGGGCCACACCACUGCCCGCCGUCCGCGCCCAGUGCCCGCGGGCCCACACCACUGCCCGCCGUCCACACCACUGCCCGAGGUCACACCACUGCCCGCCGUCCACACCACUGCCCGCGGGCCACACCACUGCCCGCCGUCCACACCACUGCCCGCGGUCCACCACCACAUGCCCGCCGUCCACACCACUGCCCGCCGUCCACACCACUGCCCGCCGUCCACACCACUGCCCGCGGUCCACACCACUGCCCGCCGUCCACACCACUGCCCGCGGUCCACACCACUGCCCGCGGUCCCGCGCCCAGUGCCCGCGGUCCACACCACUGCCCGCCGUCCACACCACUGCCCGCCGUCCACACCACUGCCCGCCGUCCGCGCCUGCCGUCGGGUGCCCGGGGGACUGAGAUUGGAGCAUCGUGGUUUGAAGCUGUCCUGGGCAGAGAAGGCAAAGAGACUCUCACCUCCCAUUAG
This is a messenger RNA of Perognathus longimembris pacificus (Pacific pocket mouse), 7231 nucleotides long. RefSeq names its product myosin-6-like. Gene Ontology annotation, cellular component: myosin complex. Gene Ontology annotation, molecular function: cytoskeletal motor activity; actin filament binding; ATP binding. The record is from RefSeq and is a predicted model, not a curated record. Lineage: Eukaryota; Metazoa; Chordata; Mammalia; Rodentia; Heteromyidae.